UCAUUGAUGACGCGCGGCCCUCACGUGACCAGGAGUCGACGUGUGCAGAAGUCCUUAUAGUCGGAGCUUGUUUCCCUGUAGCAUUUCCCUAUUGCGGGAGGAGUACAGUGUCCUGGGUCCUCUCAGGACUCUUCGCCUUUGGGAGAACGACACAAAUCGAGUGAGGGAAGAAGGAGAAAAAUUCCCUGAAUCCCUACAGGAUUAAUUCAAAAAGGGAAUAAUAGAAAAAUACUCAACAUGCAAAAGUCUUCUGAAGAAAGUGAAGGAAAACCACAGAACAUGCCAAAGGCUGAGGAAGACCAUUCUUCAGAAGAUGUACCACAGGUGGCAGAAGGAAACCUUAGGAACGGGCUGACUCAACCUGUCCAGGAAUUUAAAGAGGACAGUCCGGUUAGGCAUUUGGACCCUGAAGAAAUGCUAAGAGGAGUAGAUGAGUUGGAAAGGCUUAGGGAAGAAAUAAGAAGAGUAAGAAACAAGUUUGUGAUGAUGCAGUGGAAGCAAAGACAUUCACGCAGACGUCCUUAUCCUGUGUGCUUUAGGCCUUGAAUUCUAUUUUUUUUUAAUCUGAUAGUAAAAUCUGGCCCCUGCUUUCUUUCUGUUAGCAUUUCCUGAUGUAUCUUUUACCUUCGUUUUACUUUUAAUCACCUGGUGGAAUUUUGUUUUACGUAGUUUUCUUGUUACCAGUAUCUUACUGGAUUUUGUAUUUUGACCCAUUCUCCAGGUCCAUUUUUCAGUUGGGAAGUUUCACACAAAUGCAUGAAAAUAUGUUCAUCCCAUAUUAUAAAGUAAAACAUAACAAGUUACAAAGCAGCAUAUUUAGUAUCAGCUCACGUUAUGUAGGAUAAAAAUCCCAAAUUGUGUGUAGGGGGUGUGUAUGUACAUACAUACAUGCAUACAUCAAAAACAACUGCUUAUUUCUCUGUGGUGUGAGCUUUCUGUUUAUAUGUAAUUUUUAAUGAACAACUGUCAAAGAAUUAAAUUUUUUAAAAUAAGAAAAUCAAGUAAUUUGCAACCAGCUUAUAAGGGCAAUGGGGGCAUCUAAACUCUUGAUGAAGAAUGUAAACAUCAAAUCACCUCUGGUCCUCUCAGCCAGAGGAAUAAAAUUGGCAAUUACAGACA
Messenger RNA from Phyllostomus discolor (pale spear-nosed bat), 1119 nucleotides. RefSeq names its product transcription elongation factor A like 8 (gene TCEAL8). The transcript has 3 exons. Lineage: Eukaryota; Metazoa; Chordata; Mammalia; Chiroptera; Phyllostomidae. Bases 238 to 546 code for a protein of 102 amino acids. The record is from RefSeq and is a predicted model, not a curated record.